Messenger RNA from Porites evermanni, 1864 nucleotides. NCBI's taxonomy places the organism in Eukaryota, Metazoa, Cnidaria, Anthozoa, Scleractinia, Poritidae. The record is from the annotation of a GenBank genome assembly.
AGUGACAAUAAUGACAAUAGUGACAACGGUCACAACGGUGACAACAGUGAUAAUGGUGACAACUGUGACAACGGUGAAAAUGGUAACAACAGUGACAACAGUGACAACAGUGACAACAGUGACAACGGUGACAACAGGGACAACUGUGUCAACGAUGACAACAGUGACAACAGUGACAACAGUGACAACGAUGACAACAGUGAUAACAGUGACAACAGUGACAACAAUGACAACAGUGACAACAGUGAAAACUGUGCCAAAGUGACAUCAGCGACAACAGUGACAACUGUGCCAAAGUGACAUCAGCGACAACAGUGACAACUGUGACAACGGUGACAACGGUGACAACAGCGACAACAGUGACAACGAUGACAACAGUGACAAAAGUGACAUCAGUGACAACGGUGACAACAAUGACAAGAGUGACAAUGGUGACCUCAGUGACAACACCGACAACAGUGACAACGGUGAGAAUACUAAGAACAGUGGCAACGAUCACAACAGUGACAACAGUGACAAUGGCGACAACACUGACAAUGGUAACAACACUAACAAUGGUGACAACAGUGACAACUGUAAAAAAGGGUGACAAAAGUGACAACAGUGACAACGGUGAAAACAGUGAUAACUGUUACACGGUGAAAACGGUGAAACCAGUGACAAUAAUGACAACAGUGACAACGGUGACAACGGUGACAACAGUGAUAAUGGUGACAACUGUGACAACGGUGAAAAUGGUAACAACAGUGACAACAGUGACAACAGUGACAACGGUGACAACAGGGACAACUGUUACAACGAUGACAACAGUGACAACAGUGACAACGGUGACAACAGUGACAACGGUGAGAACUGUAACAACAGUGACAACGGUGAGAAAAGUGACAAUAGUUACACCGGUGACACAGUGACAACAGUGACAACAGUGAAAACGGUGACAACAGUGACAACAGUGACAAUGAUGACAACAGUGAUAACAGUGACAACAGUGACAACGAUGACAACAGUGACAACAGUGACAAUAGUGAAAACGGUAACAACAGUGACAACGGUGACAACUGUGGAAACGGCGACAACAGUGACAACGGUGAAAAUGGUAACAACAGUGACACUAGUAAAAACAGUGACAAGAGUGACAACGGUGACAAUGGUGAUAACAGUGACAACGGUGACGAAAGUGACAACGGUGACAACAGUGAAAAAAGUGCCAAAUAUGACAAUGGUGACAAUGGUAACAACGGCGAAAAUGCUAACAACAGUGACAACAGUAACUACUGUGACAAAAGUGACAACAGUGACAACGGUGACAACAGUGACAACAGUGACAACGCUGACAACGAUCACAACAGUGACAGUAAAAGUGCGAAAAAAGUGACAAAAGGGACAACAGCGACAAUUGUGACUGUGAAAACGGUGAAAACAGUGACAAUGGUGACAACAGUGACAACGGUCACAAAGAUGACAACAGUGACAACAGUGACAACAGUGCGAAAGUGACAUCGGUGACAAGAGUGACAAUUGUGCCAACGGUGAAAACAGUGACAAGACUGAAAAUAGUGACAACAGUGAAAACGGUGACAACAUUGACAACGGUGACAACAAUAACAACAGUGACAAAGGUGACAACAGCGACAACAGUGACAACCUUAACAAAAGUGACAACGUUGACAACAGUGACAACUGUGACAACGGUGACAACAGUGACAACAGUGGCAACGAUAACAACAGUGACAAAAGUGACAAUGGUGACAAUGGUGACAACAGUGAUAACUGUGACACGGUAAACGGUGACAACAGUGACAAUAGUGACAACAGUGAUAACGGUGUCAACGGUGACAACGGUGAUAAUGGUGACAACAGUGAC